Messenger RNA from Scedosporium apiospermum, 1686 nucleotides. RefSeq lists its product as uncharacterized. The record is from RefSeq and is a predicted model, not a curated record. NCBI's taxonomy places the organism in Eukaryota, Fungi, Ascomycota, Sordariomycetes, Microascales, Microascaceae. Gene Ontology annotation, molecular function: transmembrane transporter activity. The transcript is spliced from 7 exons. Gene Ontology annotation, biological process: transmembrane transport. Bases 1 to 1686 code for a protein of 561 amino acids.
AUGACGGCGGCCAACAACGACACUAGUGCGGAAAAUUCCCAAGUCGGAAAGGCUCGUGUUGGGGAGAAAGCGUCAGAGCUCUCCAAGGUCGAGGCCACACUUCCAGAAAGUACCGAAAAUGCAACCGAUGAAUCAAGUACACCACCUUCAGGGACCAAGAGGUCUAUCACAGGCUUAAAGUGGUUCUUCGCCUAUGGCUCGCUUCUCUCGACUGUUUUCCUCUUCGCUUUGGAUGGUACAAUCGUUGCAAACCUCCAACCCUCCGUCGUCGAAACCUUCCGAACCGAGCGAAACAUGGCAUGGAUCGGAGUCAGCUUCGUGCUUGGUAACACGACCAUCUUACCUCUAGGAAAGGCUUUCGGCACGUUUGAUAUGAAAUGGGUCUUUAUCAUCUGUCUCAUUAUAUUCGAGGUCGGCAGUGCCAUCUGCGGUGCUGCUCCCAACAUGGAUGCUCUCAUUGUCGGCCGCGUCAUCGCAGGAGUUGGCGGCUGUGGAAUUUACGCCGGCGGUCUCAAUUACGUUGCCAUCCUGACUACGAACCAUGAGCGUCCUCUGUACCUUGCAGGUAUUUACUCUAUCUGGGGUAUCGGCUGCGUCUUAGGUCCCAUUAUCGGCGGUCUGUUCGCCCAGAGCAGCGCGACCUGGCGCUGGGGCUUCUACAUCAACCUUCCCAUUGCCGCCUUGUUUGCGCCUGCGUACCUCUUCUGUCUACCAAGAAUCCAGGCUCUACCGGAUAUGCCCUUCGUGCAGAAGCUGCGCUUGCAGGAUUGGAUCGGUAUGACGGUUUUCUUGGCAGGAAGUACUUGCUUCAGCUUGGCUAUCAACUUUGGCGGCACCGUCUUUGCCUGGAACAGCGGCUCAGAGAUUGCCGUUCUCGUGCUAACCGGGGUCCUUUUCGUUGCGUUCGUUCUCGUGACCAUCUACCACCCGGGCGUACCGGAAGCGCACAAACUUUUGCCAGUGGAGUUCAUGCGCACAUUUGAUCUUGUCGCUCUACCGCUGCAAGGUGCAAUUGUGGCCGGUGCCAUGUUCACGGCCAUUUACUACACUCCGCUUUUGUUCCAGUUCACCAAGGCAGACGGCCCCCUGGAAGGAGGUGUACGAAUCCUGCCACUUAUUUGCGCUCUUGUCGUUUUUGCCCUUUUGAACGCCUUUCUGAUGCCAAAGCUUGGAUACUACAUGCCGUGGUAUGUUGCGGGUAAUAUCGCUGUCGUCAUUGGCUCUGCCCUCAUGCACACGGCAUCUUCCAACAUCUAUGGGUACACUGUCCUCAUUGGCGUUGGUAUCGGCUGCUUCCAGAGCGCUGGAGUUGCUGUAGUAUCGGCUAUUUCUCCUCCAUCUGAAGUGAACCAUGCUGUGAGCAUCAUGACAAUUGCCCAAGUGUCUGGAAUCCUGGCAGCCCUUUCCGUCACGGGAGCUAUCUUCCAGAACCUCGUUGUGAGGAAAGUCAGCGGGGUGCUCUCUGAUUAUCCACUUGACGACAUUGUCCACUUGACCACGGGAACGAGCAGUGCUCUGUUCCAAGACCUCAGCCCGGAACUUAAGCGGGGAGUCAUCGCCCAAGUGACGGAUGCCAUCCGCCAGGUGUUUAUCUACAUACUCGCCGUCUCUUCGCUUGGUUUAGUCCUAUCAUUCCUUCUCAGCCGCAAGAGGCUCUAUCUUGCAGGAGGUGAGGUCGCCAAGUAA